Molecule: messenger RNA, 447 nt
Organism: Paracoccidioides lutzii Pb01
Exons: 2
Coding region: 1-447 (148 amino acids)
Source: RefSeq, a predicted model, not a curated record
AUGCCGAAUGCCAACCAUGGCAUGCGAAGACCUUCAUCAACCUCCUCGGACGUCAAGGGCGGCGACAAUACGUCUCAGCGAGACGAAAUCAUGGAGAUCCAUAGCCAGGUGCUCGAAAUGAUGGAAAUAUUUAAGCGAAUGUCCGCGAUGCUCGAGAGAAUAGAAACACGGAGUAAAGAACAAUAUGAUGCCAAUCUACAGGCCUCUGUGAGAGAAGAUCGGGAUGUAGCACGUACGUCGAGAAUGAGUACAAUGAAUGGAAGGAGGGGGAAUCCGAUAAUUGGACAGUCCCUGUUGGUUCAUCCCUUGCUAUGGUUGUUACCCGACCAUGUACAUCUGCGAAUCGAAACGAACUACUCCCCUGUGGUGCUCAUGGGUGUGGGUCAUAUGGCUAUUUCUCGGUGGGAGUUCACUAUUGUGCCGGCAUUUUCUCAUAAUUGCGCGUGA